Messenger RNA from Dreissena polymorpha, 2726 nucleotides. Its product is annotated as neurotrypsin-like. The record is from RefSeq and is a predicted model, not a curated record. The transcript has 8 exons. Lineage: Eukaryota; Metazoa; Mollusca; Bivalvia; Myida; Dreissenidae. Gene Ontology annotation, cellular component: membrane. The coding region runs from base 136 to 1215 and encodes 359 amino acids.
AGCAUCACUGGAUAUCGGUUUUCUACAAUUGGUAUUCCCAGUGAAGGCUUAUUGGAGGUCAAUAUCCCUGGUUUUUGUGACUGGGGCCCAGUGCGGUACAUUUCCAGAUAUAACUGGCGUGAUCCACUCGAUGAAAUGAUAUGUCAACAUUUUGGAUAUACGAAUGAGUCCGUUAUUCAACCAAAGUCUAACUCUUCAUAUCCCGAUGCGUGUAUGCAUAUCAACCGGUGUUCAACUAACAAUAUGACAACGAUCGAUGACAUACCAAAACAAUGUGAUGUUUUCUACGGAUCAGACUAUUCGGACUAUGACAACCUGUACAAAGAAAUCAACUGCAUCCCGGCCCAGUUAGCUGAUGGUGCGUCUAAGCUUCAAGGUCGAGUCGAGGCAGGUCUGUUUGGACAGCUGAACUCAAUCUGCUCACUUGGAUUUGACAGCCGGGCUGCCAACGUCCUAUGUGCUUCACUUGGAUACAAACGUGGUUCAACACAGCUGUGGACAAACUCGUAUUUUGGCGCCGGGUCACUAUCGAUAUACAAGCGAAAUAUCACAUGUUCGGGGGAUGAAAUCUCAUUGAAAUUGUGCAGCCAUUCUGACAUGGAGAUUCCCGGAUGUGACAACAGAAACGUGGUCGGGGUGGAAUGCGAAGGGGACAUUAUCAAGAUUGAGCCACUGUUUACAUCCCGUCCAUAUGAAGGUAUAGUAGACGGGUAUCACGGGGACCUUCGAUACGAUAUCGUCGGCAACGUUUCAAGUACCACUGCUAAAACAUUGUGCACAAUGCUUGGUUAUGGCCGCGUGGGAUUUUCUGGACUCCCUAUACCUGGCAGAACUUUAGAUUACUUCAAGCAGUAUGUUAUCUGCUCCGGAACGGAGAGCUCAAUCAGUGAAUGCGUGGGUGAAAUUGAGUACUGCGUCGAACGAAAUUACUACCAUUGCGAGCAGCGGACACAAUGGUUAAAGCGUGUCAUUAUAUUUUGCUCAGAUUACAAGAUACAAGGACUUAGACUGGGAUCUGAUGGCAAACUCUUAAUGGAAAUAAACGGUCGCCAGUGGGGGUCGUGUAUAGACUAUUUCACAACACAGACUGCACAAUCAGCUUGUAUAAUUAUGGGAUACAGUGGUAAUGCCACAUUCUCUGGACAGACAGGUGGCACAAAUGAUGUGGAAAUCAUGGGGUCACUAGUGUGCAGUGCAAAUGCCAUUAUUGUCUAGAACUGCGAACUAAAGCACCUGUUCAGUUACCGACCUUACAGCUUAGACUAUGCGUGCACCCAAUACGUGCUACUCACGUGUGGAAACUCGAACACCGGCCAAUAAAAAUGUAUGCAUAUGCAAAAAUAGGCAGCCAUGAAAAAUUUGCUUUGUUAAUUUUCUUUUUGACAAUUUCGCUCAUCGCUAUAUAAUUUUGUCAACCCAAUUCAAUAAACAACAGCAAAAGGGCGAAAAUGUAGUCUAUUUCAGGUCGAUAGUAUUGCUUAUGUCCACUAUGUCAUUUUGCCGUGUAAGGUUUAAAUAACGCCACAAACAACAAACUAUGAACAAACAUAUCAUAAACGUCGAUUUGCAGCGUAUGGUUGUCGAUUUGUCGGGCUGUCCCCCUUCAAAACAAACCAACAUACCAGAACGAUAUGGAAAAUAAUCAGCCAACAUAUACCAUAGGCGUAACCAACCAAGUGUGUGUUUGCUCGACUAUAUGCACGUUAAGAUGUAUUAUUUCCUAAUAUCAGUAUAGGUAUACGGACACGGUAAAAUAGACACAAUAAUGAAGAAAUAACGAUAUUUAAUCGGUACAAUCAUGUAAAUGCUCUUUAUUAUUGUCGUAUACCAUUGACUACUUUAAUAAGAAGUAUUUGUGCAUGCUGUGUAUGUUAUGCGUUUAGUCGUUUAUUUAGUAGCGCCUAUUACAUUUAAUUGACAGCAAUUUAAAAAAAAAACAUUUGACACAGAAAUAAAUUUAAAAAAAAGUGCUUAAUACUUAUUAGCCACGCUCCACAAGAACACUUUACAUAAGAACAAAAACAUGAAAUGGCUUUUGUUAUAAGUAUCUAUCUCAUUUUCAUACAUUGUUUUGUUCCUAGCUCAUAAAUGUUAUUUUAAUUAGAUAAAGGGAAAUUUUCAGACCAGACUAUUUAAUUUUAACAUUCAAGGCUGCCAUGUCAUUGUUCUUUUUAUAGUACAAUGGUAUUACGCGUGCGCUCUUUAGAGGAAUUUUCAACGUUGUGACAUCAUGGUACUGACAUUUCCGAACGUGACGUGGAUUCCUUGACAUUGAAUUCUUACAUGUAGCUUGUGUGCGACGCAUUCCUUUUUUAGAAUAAAAUAAAGCUGUGUCCUAUGUACUGAAGUUAAAUAUCUUACAACUGAUAUUUUUGUAAUCUGUAUAUAUCCGGAAUAAAACCUUGUAUAUGAGUGUUAUUGUUUAUGAAUCUUACAAGACGCUGUCUAAAACAUUUAGUUUUUUUUAUGUUCUAUAUGACUUUAUGUGUGGGUAUUUCGCUUCGAUCAGGUACGGUAUACUGAUUGAAAUUAAUACUUUGCAUUAAUGCCAACACGAAUACUUGAUAAAUGAAAUUCAAUACUGUUUUGAAAAAAAACCGUUACGUUGUUGAAGGCACUUGUUAGGGCUGAAUGUGUGAUUACAUUUUACAAUAAUAUUAACCGUCAUGUAAACAGCCAUAAACCUGAAAAAUAAAUUCAAAUGCGCAGUUAACGGAUAUUUUAGA